Molecule: messenger RNA, 812 nt
Organism: Ornithodoros turicata
Lineage: Eukaryota; Metazoa; Arthropoda; Arachnida; Ixodida; Argasidae
Gene: Vha14-1
Product: V-type proton ATPase subunit F-like
Exons: 5
Coding region: 98-457 (119 amino acids)
Biological process (GO): proton transmembrane transport
Cellular component (GO): proton-transporting V-type ATPase, V1 domain; membrane
Molecular function (GO): proton-transporting ATPase activity, rotational mechanism
Source: RefSeq, a predicted model, not a curated record
AUCCAAUCCUGUCCUGUCCAACCAAAUCCAAAUCAGUGGCAUUGGGAAGUCUCGUGACCGUCGUUUCUGCUUCUGGUGAUCGCUGUCUUGAGCUGAAAUGACUGCGCGAGGAAAGCUCAUAGCUAUUAUAGGAGAUGAGGAUACAUGCGUCGGAUUCCUUUUGGGUGGCAUAGGCGAAAUAAACAAGCAAAGACAACCCAACUUUAAAGUCGUGGAUAAAAAUACAACGAUUCCAGACUUGGAAGAAUGUUUCAAAACAUUUGUGAAGCGAGGCGACAUAGACAUUAUCCUCAUCAACCAAAACAUUGCAGACAUGAUCCGGCAUGCCAUUGACAGCCACACAGCCUCAAUUCCAGCUGUCCUUGAAAUACCAUCAAAAGAUCAGCCUUAUGAUCCAAACAAGGACUGGAUUCUUAGAAGGGCAAAGUGCAUGUUCUCUUCGGAUGACAUGAAGUAAAGGCGACCCUUCUUUUGUAAACUUGUUCAUUCCAAGACUUUUUUUCAAUGUGGUUGUAUUUAUUUCAUAGAGGAAUAUAAAUGGUCUGUACCCCCUGGCAAGGAAUGAGUGUUAAGAGCUUUUAGAAGUUGUGUGUGUGUUAAUUAUACACAUUAUGAAUACAUAAUUUUGAAUAAAAUAAAUAUGUGCGCUGGGUAUCAUUACACAGAAAAGGGGAUGCGCGGGUUUGAAGCUAUAUUGAAUUAUAAACUCUAUACAAUAUGUAACAUUUACAGAGCAGAGUAGUACCACGUCAACAUGGUUAUUGGUUUGAAUGCGUAAAUGGUUGCAUCAAUAAACAUGAAUAUAUAAUGCC